This is a messenger RNA of Salvia hispanica, 929 nucleotides long. RefSeq names its product endonuclease 2 (gene ENDO2). Gene Ontology annotation, molecular function: nucleic acid binding; endonuclease activity. Lineage: Eukaryota; Viridiplantae; Streptophyta; Magnoliopsida; Lamiales; Lamiaceae. Gene Ontology annotation, biological process: DNA catabolic process. The record is from RefSeq and is a predicted model, not a curated record.
AUGGCUUUAUGCAAAAUUGAGAUAUUAGCAUUUGCAGUACUUGUAUUCUACAUACCAAUUGCCCAUUGUUGGGGAAUCGAUGGCCAUCUCAUUGUCUGCAAACUUGCACAGCCAAGGUUGAGCAAAGCAGCAGAAGAUGCUGUAUCACAACUUUUGCCAUCAUAUGCAGAAAAUGAUCUCGGCAGCCUGUGCUCGUGGGCAGACCGUGUCAAGUUUAGAUAUCACUGGUCGUCGCCACUCCAUUAUAUCAACACCCCAGACGAUCUCUGCAACUAUCAGUACAACAGGGAUUGCAAGGAUGAAGAUGGAAUACAAGACAUAUGUGUGGCAGGAGCAAUCAACAAUUACACCACUCAGCUCCUGAGCUAUCGAGAUACUUCGUCUACAUAUAAUCUGACAGAAGCACUUCUUUUCCUGUCACAUUUCAUGGGGGACAUUCAUCAGCCUCUACAUGUAGGAUUUACUUCAGAUAAAGGGGCUAACACUAUUGAUGUUCAUUGGCACAAGAGGAAAGCAAAUCUUCAUCAUGUGUGGGAUUCUAGCAUUAUUGAGACAGCAGAGGAAACAUUUUACAAUUCUGAAGUGGAUGAACUAAUCAGUGCACUCGACAAGAACAUAACAACCGUAUGGUCCAACCAAGCUAAGGCGUGGGGAGCCUGCAGCAAAAUAUCUUGCCCAGAUGUAUAUGCAUCUGAAGGUAUCAAAGCAGCAUGUGACUGGGCAUACAAAGGCGUCGAGGAAGAUUCAGUGCUUGGAGACGACUACUUUCUGUCACGUAGGCCAGUGGUCAAUCUGCGGUUAGCUCAAGGCGGAGUUCGCUUGGCAGCCACGCUCAACCGAAUAUUUGGAUGAUUAUGUUUAAACUUUGCCUUCAACCAGAUAAAUUGGUGAAAUUCUGUUACAGUUUUAAGGAGCUUUCCAUUUGAGGA